Messenger RNA from Helianthus annuus (common sunflower), 652 nucleotides. RefSeq lists its product as uncharacterized. The record is from RefSeq and is a predicted model, not a curated record. Bases 112 to 549 code for a protein of 145 amino acids. NCBI's taxonomy places the organism in Eukaryota, Viridiplantae, Streptophyta, Magnoliopsida, Asterales, Asteraceae. The transcript has 3 exons.
AAGAAUCUUGUCGAGCAAAAUCAACAUUUCUUCAGCAACUACCGUCUGAGGUUGGUGUUGAUCGACCAAAUAAAAAGGUUCAACGAUCUCCUCGAAAAACAAGCUGCACUAAUGAAUCAGUUGAACUCAAAUGAAGUCAUUGCGGCUUUUCCACCAAGUAAUCUUGCAGAGCAACCAGUUCCAUUUGAUUUACCACCACACGGGUUGGAUAAUGGUGGGUCGUUGGGGCUCCAACAUUCUUAUGAUUACCAGUUCAAUACGAUGUUGGCUCAGAACCAAAGUAUGAUAGAAUAUUCAACGAUAAAUAACGAAUCUAGUGAUAUGGGAAAUUCGGCAUCAUCCAGUAACAUGGAUUCAAAUUUACAUCAGUUACAAAGAACAUUCACGGAUGACCUUUCCAUGUAUCUGGCACCACAUCCAGACAAUGCUUUAUUUGAUUCUAAUGGCAUUAUGGUACAAAACCAAGGAGUACCAAAUAUGUCAAGCAACUUGAAUUUUCAGAAUUCUGGGUUCGCAGAAAUGUCACAAAGGUCCAACUUCUUCUCGUAACCAUAAACAAUUAGAAAGUAGUCCUGACGUUAUUUCCAGUUUUUGACUUGUUACAAAUUGUCGGUUGCUGCAAUGAUUACUAAAUUUUUAACAACAUUAUAUC